GUAAACGAACUUGUGUGUUUCAAAUAAUGACCUUGAGAGUGAACAGUUGAGGCAGGCUGUUAAUUGUCGAACACUUAAUAGUGUAACAGCAAGUAGUUAGACACUGAAAAUUUUUAAUUGAUGUGCAUUGUUAAGAUGUCGUUUGAUGGUAUUUAUUCAGAACUUAAUUUUCACUGCUGACUUAACGGCGAAUAUUCACCGUUAUUUUCCAAAAGGAACCAUCCCUACCACGAUAGUACUUAAUUCACUGUUUAAGAGUAAAAACCUCAAAAAUUGGCAUGUCAUAUUCUAUGAAUAUGGGUGGCAGUUCUUUCAUCUAGUCAACUAUUCAUUGGCACUGGUGUAUCUAAACCUUGCUACGAGAAUCGUGGUAGUGGGGUAAAUUGUGUGACGCCAUGCAAUAAUUGACUUCAUUUAUCUCAACAAACUAAAUACAACCCACGUGGACUUUUGCAUACGUCUGCCUGUUGGUUUUUUUAGCACUACAUGCUACCAUGCUUAGUCGUUACAUAAUUUAAGAAUUAUUAUGUUACUAUAAAGUUUAGGAAUGUAUUGUGAAAUACUGUCAGGCUUACUAUUUUAAACGUUCUGGAAAAAGAACACCUAAAUUUUGAUGCGUUCCUUGUUUAGUUUGGGGAUUGUGUGAUCUCUCAUCUGUCGAAGCCAAUUAAAAUAUAUCAUCUAUGGGUAGUGCUAUUAAGGUCUUUGAACAGAUCUUAUACAGACUAUAUAUGCAUUGAAAUCAACUAUGUUAAUCUUAUUAUGUUCACCUCAUAUAUUUUCACAAAAUGUCAACACUAAAAUUUUAUAUAUUUCAAAGAGUUUUGGAUUUCCAGAUUUUAGACCAGAUGAAAAAAGUAGACAAGAAUGAAUCAAAGCCAAAGGUUUCAGAAUAUUUGCCCAGAUGUGGUGUUACUGUUGAUUUAUAUUAUCCAGAACAGAUGUCAAUAGAUCAACUACUAGAAAUAUUUGAACGUCGAGGUUUCAAAUCUUUAGUAUCAAAUGUAAAUACAUUAGAACAUAUUGUAAAUCUUUAUUAUGAUCAUCUUAUGCCAAAAUAUCAUCGAAAGGAAUUGACUGAUGAUUUAGUUGAAUCUAUCCUUCCUUCUAUUGAUAAUAAUGUUGAUGACGAUGAUGGUGAUGAUAAUGAUAAUCGUAAUUUAUCAAAAGAAAAAGUUAAUUUAAAUGAUAAAAUCACUAAAUCUAAACGAAAUAUAGAUCAUCAUUUAGAUCAUUUAAUUAUUACUUAUGAUGAAAAACGAUUUACUCCUUGUUCUAUUCAAACUUUAUUAUCAAAAGAACAUCGUCAGUCUAUAUGUAAAACGUCUAAUAGUUUACAUAAAGAUAAUAAUCAUCAUAGUAUAUUAUCAUCUUCUCAUUCAAUCAAUGAAAACUCUUCAAAUAAUUCGAAAUUAAAUGAUUAUUCAUUAAAAUCAAUGAAAAAACGACCUAAAAUAAAUCGUAAUUUUGAAACACUUACAAAUAAUAUUUAAUUAUUUGUAUAUAUAAAUGAUGUUGUACUUACUAUCUUAUCCUAUUAAAUUUAUUCUAUCUUUCAC
This is a messenger RNA of Schistosoma margrebowiei, 1559 nucleotides long. NCBI's taxonomy places the organism in Eukaryota, Metazoa, Platyhelminthes, Trematoda, Strigeidida, Schistosomatidae. The record is from the annotation of a GenBank genome assembly.